This is a messenger RNA of Striga asiatica, 381 nucleotides long. The record is from the annotation of a GenBank genome assembly. NCBI's taxonomy places the organism in Eukaryota, Viridiplantae, Streptophyta, Magnoliopsida, Lamiales, Orobanchaceae.
AUGGUCAGCCGGCCCACUUCCACUAGCCCAAUCGCAUCCACAUAUCGCCCCCGCCCCAACCCAGUUGGUCUCGUCGCCGCCGAAGCGACAGUAAGUCGCCCGUCGUGCGCCACGCCUGUACUCACGGUGACAAUCUCCAUGUCGUGUGGAGUUGUAGAUGAAGACGAUGAAGAAGAACGUCGCCGAGAUGAGCACUGGCUGAAAAGAAAUGAAGAUGAAAGGCCAGGGCCCGGGGGCUCUUUCGAUAGCCUGAGGGAGAAGAGAGGUAUGGGGGGAGGAAAAGAGACGAGUCAGAGUGUUGGCGGUGGCCAGCCGAAGUUGAACUUACAUCCGAUUACAUUACCGGUGGGUAAGGUCCAGAAAGAAGAGGUGGCCGGCAUG